CGUAAUCUGUAUGCUUUAGAAAAGAAGAAAAAAAUUUGUGUAAUGUGGAAAGAACUACAAAAAUCGCCAUCGUUUUUCUUAUUGUUUGAGAAGAAAUGUAAAUAUCAUAUUCUAAUUACGGAUUACAUCAAGAUAUGGGAGGCUUAUUAUACUGAAGAUGUUUUUCUAAAAUGCCUGAAGGAAAGUAAUUUUGGCUUAGAAAUCAACACACUUGAGCUCACUGAAAAUGGAACCCAAAUGCUUCUAAGUCCUAUGGAAUGUAAAAGUUUAAAUAUAUUGCAUAAUGAGUCAUUACUUAUUGUGUCUAUGACUAGGUUUUAUGGUUACCCGUUACACCUAAGAAUUGAGCUAAAUGAAGGAUCUCAUGAAUUGUUUUUUCAAGAAGUGACACAACGACUUUUAAAAACAAUUAAAGAUUUAAAAGGUAGUGAAAAAGAAUUACGUAAAGUGCUUAAGAAGAAAGAUGAAGAAAUUGAUGAAUACAAAUCAUUAGGUGGCAAAAUACGAUAUACUGCACUUUCUCCAUAUGAUGAUGAAACACAUAUGAAAAGACAUUCAGAGUAUGAAAAAAAUUUUGGUGAAAUGGAGAUUUCAAAUGUUCUUCUAGAUAGAGUACUCAUUAAUUCUAAACCAAACAACAAAGAAAUAGAUAUUGACUGUAAGAAAAGUAUAAAACAAGAAUCACUUUCACAAGAAUCUGUCACGUCAAAUGAAGCAGCUAGUGGUUCAAAUGAGAUAAAACAAGAAUCUAUAAAAAAUGAAAUAACUCCAAUAAUUCCAACACGAACCAAGAGAAAAAAAAUUCUGAACAUAUAAUGAAUUAUGACAAAUGUUGUAUAAAAUAUAUAUGUUGUUUUAUGAAAAACUAUGAAAUGGUAAUGUUUUAGUGAUAAUUGUACUAAAUAAUUUAAAGGUGAAUAAUUUUGUCCUUUGAAAAGUUUAUAUUCCUUUUUAUAUAUUUUAUUUAUUGAUCAUUUUAACCAACAUUUUGACAAAGUUGCCUUGGCAGUGACAUGACUGAAAAAGCAAAAUGAUAUAAGUUUUUAAAAUUCUCUCAAUUUUUUUUUAAUGAAUUUUUGUCUAUGAUAUAUAAUAUAUAUCAUUUAAAUGUGCAGCAUUUUUAAAUAAAUAAAAUUACGUAAUUUACGGAUGGUAAAUUUUUGUAAGCAGGUGUAAUGAAAAACAUAUUUUACAAUAUUUUUUAUUAGUAAUAGAUUGAACUAGAUCCAAUUGUGCCUCUGAAAUUACAAUAAUCCAUUGAAGUUUUUCUUAUUAUUUUUGAUGUCGUCACUAACAAAUAAAUAAAUCUAUAACAUUAAUUUACUUUAUGCAUUCUGUAUUAUUAAAUAAACUUAAGGAUAUAUAAACAAAAUAAAAAUUUGUUUUCUGAAGUUCAU
Molecule: messenger RNA, 1397 nt
Organism: Nymphalis io (European peacock)
Lineage: Eukaryota; Metazoa; Arthropoda; Insecta; Lepidoptera; Nymphalidae
Exons: 6
Coding region: 43-816 (257 amino acids)
Biological process (GO): double-strand break repair
Cellular component (GO): nucleus
Source: RefSeq, a predicted model, not a curated record